AUGAAAAGAAAGGAGAAAGAAGCUUUAGCUGCUCAGAGAGAAGCCAAGCACGUUUCGAGAGGACGAGAACUUGAUCCUCUGGCAGGAGAACGACAAGCUACGACGGAGAACAUAUUGAUAAGGGAACCGAUAAGGAACUCCAUCCGAGAGUGCAUUCAACAUUCAGUUCGGGCUCAUUGCACUCUAUUGGUAGUGUACCCCUUUUCAGCCCGGGCUCAUUACACUCUAUCGGCUAGAGCCAUGCUGGGUGAUGCUUUUCUCAUCACUUGCCACAUGUUUUUGUCUGGUCUGCAACACAAAAGAACAACGCAAACAGCUUCAAUAUCACUCCUCACAAUCCUCCCCGUACUAACAACCGUAGCUUCAAUCUCCCCUAAUUCAGAAGAUCCAAAAAAUCAACCAAAACCAGAUUACUAA
Molecule: messenger RNA, 417 nt
Organism: Striga asiatica
Lineage: Eukaryota; Viridiplantae; Streptophyta; Magnoliopsida; Lamiales; Orobanchaceae
Source: the annotation of a GenBank genome assembly